Molecule: messenger RNA, 785 nt
Organism: Notolabrus celidotus (New Zealand spotty)
Lineage: Eukaryota; Metazoa; Chordata; Actinopteri; Labriformes; Labridae
Product: complement C1q and tumor necrosis factor-related protein 9A-like
Exons: 3
Coding region: 84-521 (145 amino acids)
Molecular function (GO): protein binding
Source: RefSeq, a predicted model, not a curated record
CUGCAUGUCAUUGUAACAUUUGAGACGUUCUCCUGCGACAGCAGCAACAGCAGACAAACUACGACAUCAUCAGAAGUCUAGUCAUGGCUGAGGAACCAGUCCGUGGAGACAACAUCUCCUCAUCAGGCACUGUAGCCUUCACAGCCAAGCUGAAUGUUGAUGACAGCUAUCCCUGCUUCUCUGGAGUCCUGAAGUUUGCUACACUUCUGGUCAAUGAGGGAGGAGGCUACAAUCCUGAGAGUGGUGUCUUCACGUGUCCUAAGGAUGGCCUCUAUCACUUCUCUGUGCAUGUGUCUGUGUAUGGGCGCGGCCAGUGUGCCAUAUUCAAAAAUGGAGAGAAAGUGGUGUCUCUGUAUCACACCUCUCUGCCUGAUAAAUGUAGUCAAGUGGCCAGUGUCAGCAGUGUGAUCAAGCUGAAGAGAAAUGACGAGGUCUGGGUGAAUCUCUGGGGGCCUGGCAGAAAUGACAUAUUUGCAACUGAAGAUAAUGACACUGUCUUUGUUGGGUUUCUUUUGGGUUGAUGACCAAAGAGUCAAAAUGUCAAUAAUGUUCCUGACUGAGCUUUUUGUUUUCCAUGACCACUUUAGGCUCCUCUGAAGAACUUCCAGCUUAUAUUGAUUAUGGUUCUCCCUGUUGAAAAAGUACUUGUACAUCUCUGUUGAUUUUGUCCUGUGCAUGUGUAUGAAAAUGACAAAUUCUCACCCUGCUGUCUUUUUUUACAAACUAAUGUAUCACUCAUUGAGGAUAUUUACUGUGGAAAAGGGACAAAGGUGGUGUUUUCAGAG